CACGUAAGCAACAUGCAUCGUACGUUCUUCGAAGCUACAUGUACAUGUACAUGCUGUGGUGAGUUUGUCGUCGUGUGGGGGCCAGGCAUGUGUAGUAAAAGAACUUUGGAACACGACGACCAUUAUUUUGUGACACAGAGGUUCUUAAUAAUUCACCGUAGACAGAACACCAACUUUGGAGCAUCCUUGGGAUCUUGUGAAGCAGCCCGGAUCUUGGAAAUGUUUCGGCAGGAUUUACCAGCCAAAAUAUUAGCCAUAUCCGGGUAGACUGAGUAGAGUUAAUAAUGCCUCAUCACGACCAUAGGCAGAGGUGAUUGUGCGUGAUGGAUGUUUGAAGCUGUAAAUGGAAGCUCUAUGGUAUAAAGUUGUGCAACCAUGAAUGACACGGACAACACGACAGCUGUGACCGACUACUCUGACUAUGUCACCUCCCCGUCGUCAUUUAUGGACUACAGCAAUGAUACGACCCUCAAUGACACCAGUACCAAUACGACUACUGAUUCUUCUCUUGCUCUGAACGCAGGGCUCGGUAGCUUGUCAUGUGUUAUAACACUGUGUGCCAUUUUGGCCAACUCACUGAUGGUGGCUCUAUUUGCACGCUUCCCCGGCUUAAGAAGUCCAGGGCCAGCUUUCCUUCUGUUGAAUAUGACAGUAGCAAACUUGAUAGUGGCAGUGACAGCCCUGAUCCCAAAUACAGUUGCUUUCUUUGUGAAUGGGUGGCUUUUAGGAGACCUUGUAUGCCAACUCAGCGCUUACCUCUCCUGCUUUGCCUUCCACUUGACCGUCCACACUAUGGGCGUGGCGUUCUUCGAGAGAUACCUCAAGGUCUGUCGACCCUUGAAACACGCUGAGAUCUUCACAACAGUGGUGACCGUCAUCCUUGUCGGCGGACUCUGGUUCUUUGCUAUGGUGCUUGCCCUUUUCCCAUUAGUUGGCUGGGGCGAAUACGCUUAUCUUCCUCUUCAACGUCAGUGCUGGAUUAGCCCGGGUGGUUGGCAAGGACAUCUAAGUCACAUGGGGUUCACCCUGGUUUUGACAUUAUUGCUACCCGUCCUCACAUCCCUAGUCUGUCUGGUCACCGUUAUAAGAUUUGCCGCCAAGAAACGCAAAGUCGGCGCUCUCGACGUUCUUGGAGACCAAGGCAAAACAGGAAUUCAGGAGACUUAUGGACGCAAAAUGAAGAGAAAAGAGCGAGAACUUAAACAAACCAUCAGGGAAAGGAAGCUCAAGAAAGUGAAGAAAAAGAAGGGGAAAAAGAAAAAGAAAAAAGAAAAAAAAGAUGACCAGUCAUCUUCCUCAUCUUCGUCGUCGUCGUCGUCGUCGUCGUCAUCAUCAUCAUCAUCAUCAUCAUCGGAUGAGGACGAACGUCCUUCUUACAAAAAGUACAAGGAAGCUAAGAACAAGCAGAAGGCAGAGCGCUACCGGGCAAACGAAGCCGCCUUAGUCCGUACUCUUACCUGGAUUUUGUUACUUGUCCUCUUGACCUGGGUUCCUUACAUGGUUGCCAAAUGUCUCCAGACUCUGGAGCCCACAAGCGGUAUAAUCCCACCAGAUGAAUUCCUGAUUGUUGCUGCUUUCUUGACAUAUUCUACGCACGCGAUCAUGCCAAUAAUAUUGUUACUGGACUACAGGAAGUACCGUAGAGCUGUUGUAGCUCUCUUUUCCCGCAAGAAAAUGGAAGUGGGGAAGGACCACGCCCAAAAUCUGGACCUGGAUUUGGAACAGGGCGAAAUGGACUCUGGCAUUGAGCUCACAAACGCUGGGAAUUUAGCUGAGGGAUCUAAAACUAGCGUCAAAGCUGAUUAGUUGCCAAUUAGUUAGUUCUGUAAAAGAAUGUUAAGAACAUACAGUUUGUUUGAUCGUUUGUCACUGUCGACAAUUUAGAUUUGUUUUGUAAAUUUAAUCAUUGUAUGACCUCUUGACCUGGUAUAGGCACUUUUGAGUACAGCAAGAUCGUUCAUUACUACAUGGUUGUUUCGCAUACCCGACUAAACCUACGAUGACACCACGGGUAGGCCUACGCGUGAAGGAAGUAAUCGAAUGAGCUGUACCGGUAGAUUAAUGAUUGUGGUGCGGUCAUUUAGAGGGCGCCAUAAUCCCAAGGUCUUUUUUCGUUUUUUUAAUGGAUAUAAUCUGUAUUUUCAUGUGGGAAUGAAUGGAUUGAUCUACCUGGCAGAGGUGAGGUUGAGGCCUUGGUCCGGGAAACCCCCGAGCAGGAUUUUCAUGCAUCUAGUGGGUGUCCAGUUCCACAUGGUUUUAUAGAUACACAUUUUGACCAAAUAUUACUUUUUUUUUAAAGCUAGGCAUCAGUGAUUGGUCGAGACAUCUGCUAUAGGUUGAUAUUCAUUUGAUCAUCACAAAAUUUAUUACCACCUUGUAACCAUUAAACGCUGUCGAUGUUUUCACAGACUGACAAAAAACUCUUUUUCGAAGACACAUUUAUCCGCCUGUAUGUAAUGGAUUGGGAAUUUGUUGUCAUGUCUUGUAAUGCAUUCUUUGUUCUGUGUUAAUUCACACUUGGUUGUUAAAAGUAAUUCAUUACACCUUUUAUAAACUUCUUGAAAACAGCUGAACUUUUUGCCACGACAUUGUUCACGUUUGCCAUCUCUAGAAAAAUAGUUGUUUCUAUUAUUAUUACAAGAGCACAGCUCUUUUCAAGGUCGUGGGAAAUAAAUAUGUAAACGCUCUCAUUCUUCCAGUGCCCAGCGCUGCUAAAGAAGUACCUCGCUCGGUGAAAACACACAAAUACAGAUCGUAUUUGUUUAUGAUUAGAGUAAACAAAUUGCUCCGAAAUUUGGUCAUAUUGUUCUUUGACUCAAAUAUUUGGUUCUACAUUUCUAUGAACCGAGAAAUUGACCUUCGGAACGCCAUACCGGUGCUCUACCAAUUGAACUAUCCAGCGCUACGUUUGUUAUAAGUGAUCUCGAAUAGAGAACCUGAUUGACACCCCCCCCCCGAAAAAAGGCUUGUGGGCGUGGUUUUGAAUAUCUAAAGUCACUGGAGAUAGCGCUUAAACAAAUAAACUUGUUAAUGAUGUAAUUGAAAUACCGAAAUAGUUACUCAGACGGUUCAAGCGGAAUCAGUUGACAAAAGAUUAGGACGAAAAAUUAAAGUGCCGUAAUUAACGUUCCAACUUUUGUGCCACUGAAUGUGUAUUGACUCUCCUGCCUAAGUUCGUGGAAUUAUGGUCACUUUUCUGGAUGAUUUAUUUUCUUCGGUGUGAUUAUUUAAAAACUUAUUUUGCCAACACACCAAAAACUUGAAAAGAAAUGGAAGACAGAUAAGACAAAUUAGUUUUGUUGAGAAACCCUAGUAACGUCGGCCUGCAGGCAAUUUGUCAUUGAACUUUUUGAUUUUACGCUGUUUUGAGUGGGGCUUGAAUGUUUUGCAUCAGGGACAUUGCUUUCAAUAUUACAUGUUUUGGCCUGGGAGAGGCCAUUGAUUUCCUUUGCAGCUCCUUCAAGUUUUUUCUUUUGAUCUCAAAAAGGGUUUGUUGGAGUUGAGCCCUUCUUUCAAUUACGUAUUCAGUUUUCGUGAUGAAGACAUCUUUAAAGUAUCAGUAACAAAAUGUUCAAAAGGUGUCUCCAGCUUCCAGUUUGAAAGCUUGGUAAAGAAUGGGGUAGUAAAUUGCUGUAAAUAAUGCACAGUGUGUGUUUGUUAAUUCCUUGUCGAAUCAGUAUAAAAACACUGUAAACAACUUUAACCACAGAUAAGACCCUCCAUGCAAGUGCAAAAACAAUAGCAAUUCUGAUUGAAAUUUUUACAGUAUAGUGUAACCUUUAACAGUCUAGAAACUUCACUAACUCUUUGAUAUUGUUUGUGGAGCAUGCGCCUAACGUUUGAAUUGGAAUAAAGCACACCUAAGCAUCCAGAACCAAAUUGUCGGGGGUAAGUUUUCGGGGGAAUUUUACAGGAUUUAGAAAGAAUAGAAAUGAAAUAGUCCCAAAAACGGGAUUUGUGCAUUAUUCUCAAAAAUCAUAACCAAACACUUGCUCCUCUUUAAGGAGCGGCUCUGUUUCCCCAUGGAUCCGUUAUGUGAACAGUACCACCCAAUGUCAUUAAUUCAGCACGUUUAAUAAAUUAUAGGCAGUUGUGUCCUUAGAGA
Messenger RNA from Acanthaster planci (crown-of-thorns starfish), 4105 nucleotides. RefSeq lists its product as uncharacterized. The record is from RefSeq and is a predicted model, not a curated record. Gene Ontology annotation, molecular function: G protein-coupled receptor activity. Lineage: Eukaryota; Metazoa; Echinodermata; Asteroidea; Valvatida; Acanthasteridae. Gene Ontology annotation, cellular component: membrane. Gene Ontology annotation, biological process: G protein-coupled receptor signaling pathway.